Charadrius vociferus (killdeer) is the source of this 1164-nucleotide messenger RNA. It is a transcript of the gene FBXO4, whose product is annotated as F-box protein 4. The transcript has 7 exons. Bases 1 to 1164 code for a protein of 387 amino acids. Gene Ontology annotation, biological process: protein polyubiquitination; SCF-dependent proteasomal ubiquitin-dependent protein catabolic process. The record is from RefSeq and is a predicted model, not a curated record. Gene Ontology annotation, molecular function: protein binding. NCBI's taxonomy places the organism in Eukaryota, Metazoa, Chordata, Aves, Charadriiformes, Charadriidae. Gene Ontology annotation, cellular component: SCF ubiquitin ligase complex.
AUGGCGGCUGGCAGAGCAGAGGAGCGGGGCGGUUUGGAGGCGGCUGUGCGGGGUGGACUCCGCAUCCUCCGGGAGCGAUGGAUGCGGGGGACCCGUGAACACGGCGGUACUGCCGUAUUCACGGGUUCCCUGCAUCCAUCGCUCCCGGAGGACGCGGAAGUGGUGAGUGCCCUGCAGGCGCUGCCGAUUGAUGUGCAGCUGAACAUCAUGUCCUUCCUCUCACCCCAAGAUUUGUGCCGUUUGGGAAGCACGAGUUGUUACUGGAGGGCGGCUGUGCAAGAUCCAUUGUUGUGGAGGUAUUUUCUCCUCAGGGAUCUCCCCUUUUGGACAUCCGUUGAUUGGAAAUCACUCCCAGAUGUGGAAAUUUUUAAUAAAGCCUUUUCAGAAGACAGUGAUAAUGCGCUGUAUGAUUACAUGACAGUAUAUAAAAAAAGCUGUCCUCAGAGUAGAAGAAGUUUGAAAUCAAGCCGUCCCCGGUAUGGGGCAGUGACUUCCUUUUUGCAAUCACUGGUCACUCAGGCAGAACCUCGCUUUGCAAUGUUUGGGCCAGGUUUGGAAGAGCUGGAUGACUCUUUAGUGCAAAAGAUGAUGACAUGCCCAGAAAUUCUGCUGGUAGCUGGCCUACCUCAAAGACAAAUUCACGGAAUUGGAUCAGGAGUCAGUUUUCAGUUUAAUAACAAUCAAAAACUCAAUAUUCUGACAUUGUAUUCAACCACCAGUGUGGAAAGGAGGAGAGCAAGGGCAGAGCAAGCUGUUGCUGUGAAUAAGAUGUUCUACCAAGAGAACACCAUAGCAGGGGAUCAGCAGGCCAUGCACUACAGUGUAAUAGCUCAAGUUAAAAAGGUGUGCGAAGUAGUUGAUGGAUUCAUUUAUGUUGCUAAUGCAGAAGCUCAUAAAAAGCAUGAUCGUCAAGAGGAACUGGCUCGUAUUUUGGCAAUGAUUGAUCCAUCCCUUGGGCCUCCAAACAGACCUCUGCUAGUUUUGUCUUGUGUCUCUCACGUUGGUGUGAAAAGAAUUCCGUGUGUUUACAUGGCACAUCAGUUGCAACUAAAUCUGCUACGUCAGCCCUGGAUGGUGCAGGACACUGUAGCUGCAACUUUAGCUGGAUUGCUAAAUGGAAUUGAGUGGCUCCUGGAAGAAGCAAAUUGUAAAAAUGCACAGUAA